AUAACUGAUAAGGGCUAAGACAGCCGUGGUUCACGUCAAAUUCACUAUAUCCAUUAGUUAUAACAAUAUAACGUGACUACGUCAUGUCAUCAGUAAAUUUUUUUGUCACUGGAUUCUUUGGCACAUAUUAUAAUAUAGUAAUAUCAUGAUAUCAUGCUUUAGCAGUUUAGCAAUUUAGAAUUUUAGCAUCCUUGUCUAUGUUUGGAUUAAGAUCACAGAUACAUAAAAACAUAUUACCAUUUAUACACAAAAUUUGUAAUCUGUGCCCUGUAGUGUUUAAUAACCUCCGAUCAUUACAAAUUUCGGCAUGAUGUCUUUGAAGCUACUACAAUCAUUAGUGUCAAAAAAUGAAUUCUUUACCAGAACAUUACUUAAACAGGAGUAUUACCGUCUUAUCAAUCGAUCACAGUUUAAAAAUUGCUCGUUUCAACAUCAAAUGAAAUUCAACCCUUGUGGCAAGGGCAACCUCAACCUACAUAAGUCUUAUGUGUCUAAACAAUUUUCAGUGUCUAGUAAUCUGACUGAAAUAGAUUUUGAACAAGCAUGCAAUGAAACGUUAGAAUCAUUAUGUGAAUAUUUUGAACAAGUUGUUGAAGAUAAUCCACAUCUUGAAAACCCUGAUAUUUUAUUCAGCGAUGGUGUAUUAACAAUUCAAUUAGGUGAACCUUAUGGCACAUAUGUUAUUAACCGACAGACACCAAAUAAACAAAUUUGGUUGAGUUCGCCAACAAGUGGUCCAAAACGAUAUGAUUUUAAUGGCACAAAAUGGAUUUACAAACAUGAUGGUGUCAGCUUACAUGAAUUACUGACUUCUGAGCUAUCUAAACAGUUUUCAUUUAAUUGAGUUGUACCUAAUCAGUGAGUGAUGACACCGAACAAUUCAAUUUACUUACCAAAUACCAAUCAUGUACAAUAUACAUUGUACAUAUCUUCAAAUGAAGCGUUUAUUAUUGACUGAGCACUACAGUAGAGACCCAGGAGGGCUAAGGGGACUGCAGCACACCCCCUACCUCAUUGACCGUAUUAAAAUAUAAAAAAAUUAACGAAUUAUUCAUCAUUGAAAAAUUCAUGAGGUACCUUAUGUCUUAUGAGUUAUGAUAGUAUUAUAAUAUUAAAUAAUAUUGUAACAUACACGUACCGCAGAAUUCUGUAUGAAGUAUGAAGUGAUAAGUGAUGACUAUUAUAUUACUAUUUUUGCAAUCAUAGACAUGAUGUAUAUCUCGUUGAUUACAAAUGUUGUGAAAUUAUAAAAAAAAAAUAAUUUAUAAGAACUUUUAGAUUCUGAGCGAAGCGAUGAAUGUAUUGAUUUUACAAUGAUGUGUUUUUUUAUGUUUAUUAUUUUGUGUCUGUCAUCACAUGAGUUGAGAAUUCAUAAAAAUUUUUCUUUUUAAAUCUAAGAUUUGAAAAUGUAAUACAAGAUUAUCCAUAAGUUUGUCUACCUUUAUCAAAAAAA
This is a messenger RNA of Metopolophium dirhodum (rose-grain aphid), 1453 nucleotides long. It is a transcript of the gene fh, whose product is annotated as frataxin homolog, mitochondrial. Gene Ontology annotation, cellular component: mitochondrion. Gene Ontology annotation, biological process: intracellular iron ion homeostasis; iron incorporation into metallo-sulfur cluster. Bases 308 to 844 code for a protein of 178 amino acids. The record is from RefSeq and is a predicted model, not a curated record. The transcript has 4 exons. Gene Ontology annotation, molecular function: ferric iron binding; 2 iron, 2 sulfur cluster binding; ferrous iron binding. NCBI's taxonomy places the organism in Eukaryota, Metazoa, Arthropoda, Insecta, Hemiptera, Aphididae.